AUGUUUCAAAAUAUCCCCCUGAUUUUGUGCAAUACGCCGAUACCUGUUGUUAUUCGCGGUCAAAAUGAGUUUGUUCCGUGCACUUACGAACCGGACCCCGGUGAAUUGAAAGCGCACAUUUUGACAUGCGACGAAGAAGCCAGUCGUGAAUUCGGUAAUCAAUUGCCAAUUAUACAGGCAGACCAAAUCCCUUUGUCGGAGAUACGAAUUCGAGGAACACCGGAAAUGACCCAUUGCCCGAAUCGAGCGUUUCAAGAUGUCAAUUUGGAUGUGGAUCGUGCUCGGGGUCAUUUGGGGAGUGUGGUUCGUCGCGUGGAAAUCAGCGGGGCUGGCAUUAUUCACAUAGAACCCCAAUGUCUGGACGGAUUGUUUACGGUGAAAGAACUGCGUAUUCUGAACGCACCAGGUAGUGAGUCAGGUCAAAACAAAGAAUUGGCGCAAAAUUUAUUUCGAGGUCUCCAGGGUUUGCGGAAUUUGGAAAUUCUUCAUCUGGUUCAUGUUGAUUUGUCCGGGGGUAUCCCGGCACAUGGAUUGGGAAACUGGACAGAUGAAUUACGUUAUGUGCACCUAGAACGAAAUCGUUUGGGUCCGAUUGACUCGGAUGCGUUUUACAAAUCUGGUACGUAUCGAUCGGUGCUACAACAUGCCACAAUGGGCCAGGAGAUUGGUCAGUUUACGAACACUAAGUUGGAGGCGAUCGCAACUGCAACCACCACCAGAAGAGGGCAUUAUCCAAANCAAUCAACGAACUCUAAACUGAUCAAUCUGAUUUUGGACGACUGUGAGUUGACCCGUUUGGUCAGCCAGCGAGCCGAACACCUGCCCGGUUUGAGCCUCGAUCCACUGGGACCUUAUUUGCAAGAGCUCUCGGUAAAUCGGAAUAAUUUUGGCAGUAUGGAAUCUGUGGAUCGGUCUUUGGUUGGGCUACGAGUUCUAUCACAACUGCGACUGCUUCGACUCGAAUAUAACCGGACACCUUUGAAUCGUUUACCAGAAUGGUUUUCUUAUGGAGGUUUGGAUGAACUGCGUGAAUUACGGCUACGGAAAAGUGGGUUAUCAACUAUUCUGAGCAAUUCAUUCCCAUCUAAACUGCAGAGGUUGCAUCUGAGUGCCAACCCUUUACGCGAUAACGAGUUGACCUACGUGCCUAUUGACGCAUUUCAUGCACUGAUCAAUUUGAAACAUCUUGUCUUAGCCGGAAAUCUCCUCGGAUCGAUCACACUGAUGGAUGUAAGCAGACGGCCAUUUCAAUCCAACACAAGCCGGCGUCAUCGAUUACAACGACUGGAUCUGCGCUUUAAUCAACUUCAGUCACUGGACAGAUGUGCGAGUAUGUUUGGUCUAGGUGAACCGCUAGAAGAAAUCAUACCUCAACAACCUAUUUGGCUAACUGGUGAGAAUAGUCCAACAAUCGAUAGGAACCCGGAGCCACAUGCGAUCGGCGUACAGGAUGAUCCCAUGGUGGGACUGAACGACUGGUUUGGUGGCCUAAGCCUGACAGGAAAUCCGUUUGUGUGUGACUGUCGUCUAUCUUGGUUACGUUCGUACAUAUCACGAAUGGAUAGCCAUGUGAUACAAAGUGUGCCAGAUCAGACAUUUCCAUCUGGUUACCGCUCUUAUCGAAGCGAGGCACUGGACUUUGUUUGUGCGGAUGCGGGUCCAUGGCGAGGUCGAAAGUUUCUCAGUUUGAAACCAAUUGACCUGUAUGCAGUGCGCCACGACCAGUGUCAGAAAGAACCUGAAAUUUACGGAGACGGGAUGCAAAUCGAAAAGGCCCUAACUCCAUGUCGAAUGGUUCUGGCACAGGAUAUAAACGGGUCAAACCGACCUAGUGGUCACAUGCUUAUGGGCCCUGGUGAUCAAGUGAGACCGCUCGGCUCAGGUCUAGAAAAGAAGAUUAAUCGAACAAGUGGAAAAAAGAGUUCAGAAACCAUGGGCAUAUCACUUGAAGCAUUUAUUCUGGUCAUUAUAGCUUCAGUAGCGUCUUUGUGUUUUGUUAUUAUCAGUAUCAUCAUAAUUCUAUGGUUAUGCCUACGUCUUAAACGUCAAGAGAAUUGGAGAAAAGCCGGGACUUAUUCGCGUGGGAAGCCUGUGGGAGAAAACCGAAGUAAAUUCUUUGUGGAUUGUUUCAGCAACCGAUGCUGUUCCAGUCGUACACGUCACUCGGCCGGCAAAACUGUUACAGUGGGCAGUUAUUCAACAACAGGAACAGUGAUCAAAUCCUACGGUGCUCUGCGUAAUCCACGAAGCAUCGAAAGUGAAUAUGGACCCACAAGCAUGGACUCAUCCGAUGCUGGUACAGUGUACGAAGAACCAGUGGAAUCAUACUACUCACAAAUGUCAGAUGUAGAAAUUGUGACAAUUCAACAACAGGAACAGUGA
Molecule: messenger RNA, 2382 nt
Organism: Echinostoma caproni
Lineage: Eukaryota; Metazoa; Platyhelminthes; Trematoda; Plagiorchiida; Echinostomatidae
Source: the annotation of a GenBank genome assembly